This is a messenger RNA of Crotalus tigris (Tiger rattlesnake), 1715 nucleotides long. RefSeq names its product exosome component 5 (gene EXOSC5). NCBI's taxonomy places the organism in Eukaryota, Metazoa, Chordata, Lepidosauria, Squamata, Viperidae. The transcript has 6 exons. Gene Ontology annotation, biological process: U4 snRNA 3'-end processing; nuclear mRNA surveillance; rRNA catabolic process. The record is from RefSeq and is a predicted model, not a curated record. The coding region runs from base 11 to 724 and encodes 237 amino acids. Gene Ontology annotation, cellular component: cytoplasmic exosome (RNase complex); nuclear exosome (RNase complex); nucleolus.
AAAGCCCCGGAUGCGGAAGUGCGGCGAAGGGACCAGGUGGGCGGCAGGCAGCAUGGAGAGCGAACAGCGGCGCUUCGACUCCGGCGAUCUGCCCUCUUUGCGCCGGAUGGUGUGCGAGCAAGGGCCGCUCUCCCGUCCCGACGGCUCCGUCUCUUGGAUGCAGGGAGAUACCUCCGUGUUAGUCGGGGUGUACGGACCCACAGAAGUGAAGGUCAGCAAGGAAAUCUACGAUAAAGCAACUCUGGAGGUGCUGCUCAGGCCGAAAGUGGGCCUGCCAGGUGUCUAUGAAAAAAGCAGAGAGCAGAUGAUCAAGAAGACCUGUGAGGCGGUGGUUUUGGGCAACCUGCAUCCCCGUUCUUCUGUUAUGGUGGUUCUUCAGGUGAUUGCAGAUGCUGGAUCCCUGCUCUCCAGCUGUUUGAACGCCGCCUGCGUGGGACUGGUGGAUGCCGGGCUGCCAAUGAGCUCCUUGUUCUGCGGAGUGACCUGCGCCUUGGACGCCGGUGGCAAUAUCCUCCUGGACCCCACGGCGAAGCAAGAAAAGGGUGCCCCUGCGGUGUUGACCUUCGCCAUCGAUAGCGUGGAGAAAAAAGUCCUGCUCUCCACCAUGAAGGGGACGUGUUCCGAAGAACAGCUUCAGCAGUGCAUUGCCACCGCGCAGCGAGCGGCUGAGACCAUCUUCCGCUUCUACCGAGAUGCAGCUUGCAGGAAGUACUCAAAGUGGUGACUGCUUCCCCGCCCACACACACACACACCAGCGGUACAAUGGGACAUUCCUAAGGAAGACGGGCUGAUGCAGCCAACAGCCUACCAAAAGCAGACUCUACUUUCCAGAUGUGCGCAGACUGCUCUUAACCCAGGUUGUGGAAGCAGCUGGCAGAUGGGACGCCAACAAGCUGGGAAUGCUGGCUACCUAAACACCAACAACCCUCAGCCUCCAGGAUUUCCAAAACGUACGUUAAGUAUCCACUUCCUGACUCCAGGAAAAGUUUCUGGAUCCAACGCAAUUCUUGCUCAGUUUUACCUACUUUUUUUUUUUUCCCCAUGCAACUCUUUCAGCCUUUCCUCUUCUCUUCUUGGCUGAAUUAUUUUCCCUUUUUUUUUUUUCCCCUCUUGGCUUCUGUCCGAAAUAAUCACACUUGUUUGUCGCAAAGCCAUGACCAGGAAGAAGCAAAGGAAAAAUUUAUCCUGGUUUGCUUAAUUGCUUGCCCUAUUUUUUGAUCUCUUGCCCGUGAGUCACGAGUCUGGCUCAUACAUCACCUGAAGCUACCAACUGGUUUGAUGGCAGGGGGUUGGACUAGAUGACCUCCCAGGUCCCUUCCAACUCGUGUUAUUCUAUUCUGCUUGGUUGGACCAAAGGUUCACCAGCCUUGGGUGGGUCACCUGGAAAGGCUUAUCUUCUCUGCCGAAAGGCUCAAUCUUAACUAGCCCCCCUUUUAGAGCCGUCAAUCGCCAUUUUUGAGAAAUUUGGGGAGAUUAAAGGCACCGGAAACAGAUAACAGGACUUCAGGAACGAGCUGUUAAGGUUUUUUUUUCUCCAUUUUUUUUUAAAAAAAAACUUUUCAUAAUCGGUAGAGGGAGCUGCAAGACCAGCAGAAGAAUUUUAGGGCUGCAACUCCCUCUGUUAACAAAGGAAAAAAAACUGCUGCUGAUUGAGGACUUGCUGCCCCUGAUAAAGAAAUUAAUGUCACGAAUAAAACGGCGAAAGUGAAACCCCA